UUUAAGUCCUGGUCACGUGACCUGGGUGUCGCGAUCCACGCUUCGGAAGCUGGACGCUGCUCACUGCUGCAGGUCUCCUGCCGUUUAUGGUUUACACGCUGAAGGAGAACAAACUGAGGAGCAGAGGAGACAAAAGGAGCGCUGACCGCGAUCACUGCAGCUCUUUUUAAAGGUCGACUUUAUAAUAAGAUCUGCGCAUCUACAACGUUGUGUACGGCUCAUUGUGUGGAGCAGGAGGAGAAGAGUCUGACGGAGCAGCAGAGGAACAUUUUCAUCCACCUGGACUCAGCUGAGCCACUACAGAGGAAACAAUGAGUUCAACACAAAAGGACCAACAUGGACUGAGAAGUCAGCGCUCUCAGGAGGCCGACAAACCUCACAGAAGAAAGAGAGAGAAAACAUACACCUGUGGCGAGUGUGGGAAGGAUUUUACUGUAAAGUCUAACCUAAGAAGACAUCAAGUGAUCCACACUGGAGAGAAACCGUUCAGCUGUGACUUGUGUGGAAAAUCUUUUAGUUUGAGGAAUACCUUAAAGACACACAAACGCAUUCACAGUGGAAUUAAACCAUUCAAGUGUAACCUGUGUGGAAAGUGUUUUACUCUAAAGAAUAACCUAAAUAGUCAUACGCUCAUCCACACUGGAGAGAAACCAUUCAGUUGUGACUUGUGUGGAAAACCUUUUAGACAGAAGAGUGGGCUAAAAAUUCACCAACUCAUCCACAGUGGAGUUAAGGCUUACAAGUGUGAUCAGUGCGGUAAAUCUUAUACUCGCAAUGAUGCCUUACAGACUCAUCAAGUUUCCCACUCUGGAAUUAAGGCGUACAGCUGUGACUUUUGUGGGAAAACCUUUAACAACCUUGGACGCCGAAAUAAACACCAACGCAUUCACACUGGAGAGGAUGUGUACUGCUGUGAUCAGUGUGACAAAUGGUUUACAACAUAUGCACACUUACAAAUCCACAAAAUUACCCACACCGAAGAAAGAUCCUAUAAAUGUGACCUGUGUGAGAAGGCUUUUAAAUAUCCACAUUCCCUGAAAGAACACCAACAGAUCCACACCAGAAAGAGACUCUACAAGUGCAGUUACUGUGAGGACCAACAUGGAGCGAGAAGUCAGCGCUCUCAGGAGGCCGACAAACCUCACAGAAGAAAGAGAGAGAAAACAUACACCUGUGACGAUUGUGGGAAAGGCUUUAGGCACAAUGAAAGCUUAAAAAAACACCAGCUCAUCCACAGUGGAGUUAAAGCGCAUACUUGUGAUAAGUGUGGGAAGAUAUUUGCUUUUAAGGCUAAUCUAAAACUUCAUCAGGUCAUCCACACUGGAGAGAGACCGUUCAGCUGUGAUUUGUGUGGAAAGUCUUUUUCCUGGAAGUGUUCCCUAAAAGAACACCAACUCAUCCACAGUGGAGUUAAAGCGUACAGCUGUGAUCAGUGUGGCAGAGCUUUUACUCAAAGUAGUCAACUACAGAGCCAUCUAGUUACCCACUCUGGAAUUAAGGCAUACAGCUGUGACAUCUGUGGAAAAACUUUCAGCCAGAGAGGGAACCGAAAUAGACACCUACGCAUUCACACCGGACAUGAUGUGUACUGCUGUGAACAGUGUGGCAAAUACUUUGCUACAGACGCACAGUUACAACGACACAUGUUUACCCACACUGAGGGACGACCUUAUAAAUGUGACCUGUGUGAGACGACUUUUAAAUCUCCACUUAGCCUGAGACGACACCAACAGAUCCACACCAGAAAGAGACUCUACAAGUGCAGUUACUGUGAGGACCAACAUGGAGCGAGAAGUCAGCGCUCUCAGGAGGCCGACAAACCUCACAGAAAAAAGGGAGAGAAAAAAUACAGCUGUGACGAUUGUGGGAAGGAUUUUCUUUCAAAGGCUAAUCUAGAAAUCCAUCAGGUCAUCCACACUGGAGAAAGACCUUUUAGCUGUGACUUGUGUGGAAAGUCUUUUUCCUGGAGGGGUUCCCUAAAAGCACACAAACUAAUCCACAGUGGAGUUAAAGCGUACAGCUGUGAUCACUGUGGCAAAACUUUUACUCACAGUCCCAACUUAAAAACUCAUCUACUUACCCACUCUGAAAUUAAGGCAUACAGCUGUGACAUUUGUGGGAAGACUUUCAGACAUAUAGGGAGCCGAAAUGCACACCUACUCAUUCACACCGGACAUGAUGUGCACUGCUGUAAUCAGUGUGGUAAAGUGUGUUUAACAGGAAAAGCCUUAAAACAGCACAUGUUUAUUCACUCUGAUGAGAGACCUCAUAAAUGUGACCUCUGUGAGAAGACUUUUAAAUCUAUGCAUUACUUGAGACUACACCAACAGAUCCACACCAGAAAGAGACUCUACAAGUGCAGUUACUGUGAGAAGCAGAGCGACACAGAUGGAUCCAGUUCUCAACCCUGUCAUCACUGUGGGAAAGCAUUUCGUUGUGACAUUUGUGGAAAAACAUUCAGUCGACAAGACUACCUCAAAGUACAUCAACGUAUACACACUGGAGACAAAAUUAAAUGCUGCAGAGAAUGUGGUAGAGGCUUCCCCACAUCACGUGACUUAGAACGACAUGAACUCAUUCACAGUGGGGUUAAAAUGCACGUCUGUGACCAGUGUGGGUCAUCCUUCACCCUUGCAAGUGGCCUUAAAAAACACAAACGUGUCCACACAGGAGAGAGACCAUACAAGUGCAGACACUGUGACAAAAGCUUCUCACAAACAGGUAGUUGUAACAAUCAUGAACGUACACACAUGGAAGAGAACUUCAGCUGUGACCAGUGUGAUAAAAGCUUCAGAAGUCUCAGUUCAUACUCCAAACACAAACGAUCCCACGCUGCAAAUAAAGUGUUUCACUGUUACCAAUGUGCCAAAACAUUCACUUCAUUGUCUGCUCUUUGCAAACAUCAGCGUGAUCAUCCAGGAGUGAAAUCACUCCCAUCUCUGGAUCACAGUGAAUCUGCAGAGACAGAAAGAUCCUCUUCUGGUUUCAGGGUCAGACUUAAAACCCUUGAGAUCAGGCUCCACAGAGUUCAGGUGGAAUCUCUUGUAAAGAUCUGAUGAGGCAGCUAUGAAUGAAAAUGUGCCUCUUGUUACAUUUUAAGCUUUCUGAACUGUUCUACUGUAGUGUUCGUGUUGAGUGGUUAGCUUUGUUCCAGCAGUUGGAUGAAGAAAUUUCUUUCCUGUUAUCAUGUUUUA
Messenger RNA from Pelmatolapia mariae (spotted tilapia), 3194 nucleotides. Its product is annotated as zinc finger protein 729-like. The coding region runs from base 312 to 3056 and encodes 914 amino acids. Gene Ontology annotation, molecular function: RNA polymerase II cis-regulatory region sequence-specific DNA binding; DNA-binding transcription factor activity, RNA polymerase II-specific. Gene Ontology annotation, biological process: regulation of transcription by RNA polymerase II. The record is from RefSeq and is a predicted model, not a curated record. Lineage: Eukaryota; Metazoa; Chordata; Actinopteri; Cichliformes; Cichlidae. The transcript has 6 exons.